AUAAACUUAAGAAUUAUCAUCACAAGUGUUUUUAAAUAAUUUUUUAUUGCUAAAUUUGUUCGUUAAACAUCAAUGAAAAUGAACAUAUGAGUAAUCCCACUGUGGAACAAGUGCAUACACUCCUAACAUUCCUAGCAGAGCACCAGGAGUUAGCUCGUGGCCACUGUAGAAAUGCAGAAGGGCGAACAAGAUCCACCCAAUUAUGGGUUCGUCUCACAGACGAACUCAAUGCAUUGGGUGGAUGCACUAAAACUGUAAAGCAGUGGCAGAAGGUAUGGGCUGACAAAAAAUAUCUAACUAAAAAAGCUGCUACUGCUGCUCGAAGGUCUGCCACAGCCACUGGGGUAGGGCCAUCAUCUGCUGAUCCUUUAAACCCAAUACAGUGCAGAAUAUUGGGUAUUAUGGGAGAGGGCUUUGGAGAACCUCAGUCGGAUGCACAUGUUCCUGCAUUUCCAGAGGUAUGUUGUAAAACCAUUACUAAAAUAGUGCUAACUGUUAUCUCUAGACAUAUAUAACAUAAUGGAUGUCAUCAAAAUACAUGGUGACUUCCAUAGUAUUCCUCAUGCAUUACCAUUCCUUUUAUUUCUGUAUAUAAGGUACCUAAAUAGCCUUUUCCCACCUUUCAAACUGAAAUACAGCUAUGCAAGAACAGCUGCUUCAUAGCAGAAAUAUGAG
Molecule: messenger RNA, 675 nt
Organism: Achroia grisella
Lineage: Eukaryota; Metazoa; Arthropoda; Insecta; Lepidoptera; Pyralidae
Exons: 3
Coding region: 87-515 (142 amino acids)
Cellular component (GO): nucleus
Source: RefSeq, a predicted model, not a curated record